This is a messenger RNA of Drosophila mauritiana, 990 nucleotides long. RefSeq lists its product as uncharacterized. The record is from RefSeq and is a predicted model, not a curated record. The coding region runs from base 222 to 944 and encodes 240 amino acids. The transcript is spliced from 4 exons. Gene Ontology annotation, biological process: regulation of transcription by RNA polymerase II. Gene Ontology annotation, cellular component: transcription regulator complex; nucleus. NCBI's taxonomy places the organism in Eukaryota, Metazoa, Arthropoda, Insecta, Diptera, Drosophilidae.
CCAUGUACAAAACGCAGAAACGAAACUUGUUCACAGGUUCAAUAUAAAAUCAAAUCAAUUCGAAUAUCAUUCGCGAUUUAAUUAACUUUGUAUUUACUGCGUAAGGCUUCGCCACCGACUCGCACCACGCUGUUUGCGUGCGUUAACUUUUUCACGCGACGCAAGAGCGCAUAAGUUUUCCUCAGAGUAUUUUGGUUGAAUUUAAAAAAAAUCACAUCAUUAUGGAUGGUUUUGACGCUCUACUAAUUGCAAGUGUCAAGCGCAAUGUUUCAAUAUUCGAGAAAUACCACACUAGAUAUGACAGAAAGCAGGCGUGGAUUGCAGUGGCCCAAGCAUGCCAGAGAUCAGUUGAGCGCUGUCAAGUUAGAUGGAAGAGCCUACGAGAUCGCUAUGUGAGGGAAGCGCAAAGGCCCGCUGCCACAAGGAGGUAUUUUCGGAAGUUUAAUGAGCUCGAUUUCCUCAGGGAGCACAUAAGCAUCACAAGGAAGCAGAAUGAACUGUGCCAUACAUUAAACACAAAUACAACGCCUGUGCCGGCUGAAACCGUGGAAAGCCAGUCGGCAGAUGAACCAGCCCUUCAACGAAACUGCAUCACUGAAUUUCAACCGGAUGAGUUAAUAGUUGAGUUUAAGGGCGAGGAGGAAUACCUCAGCGAGACGAAUAACUCGAACGCGGAGUUUAUCUCAGAGGAUUCAGCGUGUCAUAUAGAGCAGAGCAGCAGCAGUUCCAAUGGCGAAGGACUGAGCCAAACUCAAGCCAAUUCCAUGAGCGUAAUGAAUCUCAUCGAAAGUGUGUUGCAGGAUAAGCCGGCAGAGCCCCAAGAUCCCUUCUACAAGUAUCUAGAGAGCAUUUUGGCUGGCGUAGACGAUAGUACUCGAAGAGAUAUACAACUAAAAGUGCUCAACUUCGUUAGUGACGAAAUCAGGGGAAGUAGACAAAAUUAGUUUACGAAAAUGAUAUAUAUACAAAUUAAUGGAUACUCACCCGUGU